UCGCACUGCCUUCGUAUCAAUUGCCGGACGAGCCAACGUGCGCGGUAUUUUUACUCAUUGUUUUUUUUUUUGUUUUGUAUUUAUUUGGGAUUUGGCUGUAAUCAGCGCGACUUCAUCAACAUUUGCAUUCCGGUUAGCAGAGUCCGCGCGUGUAGCAUGCGUUUAACUUGCAACUUGUUGGCCUUAUUGCUCGCCAGCUGCUGCUGGUGCUGCUGCUGCUGCUUUGGCCAGGUUAUACCCACGGCAGCGCCGACGCCGCCGCCGCCAGCCAAAGCGCAGCUCUAUCACUUCAUCACAGAGCAUCGACCCACAACCAUGGGACAGAAUCAUUAUAUCAAGCCCGGUCAAGUGCUGGGCACAUUCAACCUGGACUCGGGCUCGUUGCAUGUGCGGCAGGAGGAUAGCAAGCGACCCAUUAGCAGCAAGCUCAACAUCAUAUUUGUGCCUGCCCCGAUGGAUAACAUUGAUAUUCGUAAAUAAACUCAUGCUUAGUUUUAACAAAUGCAUAAUUUUAAAUUAUUUAUA
Messenger RNA from Drosophila busckii, 525 nucleotides. RefSeq lists its product as uncharacterized. The record is from RefSeq and is a predicted model, not a curated record. The coding region runs from base 157 to 480 and encodes 107 amino acids. NCBI's taxonomy places the organism in Eukaryota, Metazoa, Arthropoda, Insecta, Diptera, Drosophilidae. The transcript has a single exon.